GGGAAAAUCCUCAAGGCAGCGAUGCGUUUUGGCAUAAGUUAAACACCAAGGAGGACUCUACCCACCCUGCACCCCCAAAAAAUCCCAACCAUGUUUUGCUACAGAUGGACUAGAACUCCGAUCCAAAGCUAAGCCUCCUGGAUUUGAACUCGCGACCUUUACAAAGUGGAAAAUAUCAUACCCAGUAAAUAAAUACGCAUAAUUCUUAUUUCCUUUCAGAUUAUAGGUUCAAAUCUCAAAUCUACGCCUCUAUAAUCAUCUGUGGAUGCACCGUGCCUCGCAAUUUUCCUCGAAGGAGGAUCGAACGGGGUUUUAACGUGCAAGUUUUCACCUAGUUGUGUGUUGAUAUUACACAUGCGCAGUGGUUAGAUCUAGAAAGAGGGUUUGGUUUUGAGUAUUAGUUUGGCAGAUUUUGAAAAGCUCGAUUGCAAUAAUUGAGGGUGAAUGCAUUUAUUGGUAGAGACUCUAAUCUAUUGCCAUCCCGAUAAAACAAAGAGAUCUGAAAGACAUCCAACGUUUUAAUCAGGCGUUGGGGUUUUGCAAGGAAUUGGACAAGAAAUUAAUAUUCCGCAAUGCCUGUAAAACCUGCCCAGUCGUCUUACCGGGAUAGGACAGCAGAAUUUCAGACCGUGGUAGAGAGGUUAAAGAAGUCGUAUUCUUCUACAAAUUUUUCUCAGUCAAAUGGAUCUACAGAUGGUGCAAGUUCUGCAGGGCCGCGAUCUAACGGUUCUCUGCAAUCAGAAUUCAACAAGAGGGCAUCCAGGGUCGGAUUUGGCAUCCAUCAGACGUCUCAAAAGCUUGCUAAACUGGCAAAAUUGGCAAAAAGGACAUCUGUGUUUGAUGAUCCAACUGUAGAGAUCCAAGAGCUUACAGCAGUGAUCAAGCAGGACAUUACAGCAUUGAAUUCUGCAGUUGCGGACCUUCAAAUUCUGUGUAAUUCUCAAAAUGAAAGUGGGAAUAUCUCUAAACACACAACAGAACAUUCAACUACAGUUGUGGAUAACUUGAAAAGCCGACUGAUGAGCGCUACUAAAGAGUUCAAGGAGGUUUUAACCAUGCGUACUGAGAAUUUGAAGGUGCAUGAGAAUAGAAGGCAGCUCUUCUCUGCCACUGCUUCAAAGGAUUCAGGAAAUCCUUUUGUUAGGCAACGCCCUAUUGCAAGUCCUAGUAGUACGAGUGCUUCUCCUCCUCCUUGGGCAAAUGGAUCUACAUCUGGAUCACAGAUUUUCAAUCCAAGGCGGCAGUCAAGUGGAGAGUCUUCUGCCCCCGCAAGGACGCAAACACAGCUUCAACAGCAAAUGGUUCCUUUACAAGACACCUAUAUUCAAAGCAGAGCUGAAGCUCUUCAAAAUGUAGAAUCAACCAUCCUGGAGCUGAGUAAUAUCUUUACACAGUUGGCUACCAUGGUUUCUCAGCAAGGCGAAUUAGCAAUUAGGAUUGAUGAGAAUAUGGAUGAUACUUUGGGAAAUGUUGAGGGAGCACAAGGAGCAUUGCUGAAGUAUCUAAAUCGCAUAUCAUCGAAUAGAUGGUUGAUGAUCAAGAUAUUUUUUGUAUUGAUUAUUUUUUUACUGAUCUUUGUUGUUUUUGUUGCCUGAAAUCAUUCUUUGGACUUACGUGUCCACUCUUGGUAUGAAUACAAUUUCAUGGAGAAUCUUGGUAUUGAUUAUUUAGCUUUGGAGAAGGCUAAAUUUGUGGCACAUAGCAUAGCAAUUCUGUUUUACCCGAAGGAUUUUAGUGGCAGUCUCUGGCACCUUGAUUCCUUUCAUGACAGACAGAAUGGUAUAAAUCUUGCAGCAUUAUGGCUUAUGUUCGAAAUGUCAGAAACAAAUGCUAUUGAGAUGUUACAGAGUCUUUCUACUGGCUGAUAUGAUUUGGGGCAAGUAGCAUAUGUACCGGCCAAAAUGAUUUGAGUUCAUGAAUUCUUAAUGCCUUAUUUGAGUUCCAUUUGAGUGGCAUUCCAAGUCUCUUAUAUGGUGAACUUUUCCUUGUUCCAAGCUUUUGCUUUGUAAGAUACAUGAGCACAGUAGAUGGAUUGCACAAAUAUCGAGUCCUAGUGAACAUAGGUUUAGGAAAGUGAAUGUGGGACAGUAUUCUCUGCUUUUUGACAGUGUUAAUGUAAUGUGGAAUAUCUUCUUUGGCACCGUAAGCUCUGCUCUGGAAGUCCUACAUUUAAUGAAAGACUUGGCCCAUCGGAUUUAUAAAAUCCUGUUUUCAAGGAUUAUUUUGUAAUCAAAAUGAACAAUAGUAUCCUCUAGAACUUUGAGCUUCUCCUUUAACUGUUUUGUCGUGUAAUACAAAGAGUCUAGCACAUUCGUACUUAUUCAGUCCUUUUAAUGACAUUUUCAAGCAUAUUUAGAUUUCA
This is a messenger RNA of Cryptomeria japonica (Japanese cedar), 2362 nucleotides long. RefSeq names its product syntaxin-32. The record is from RefSeq and is a predicted model, not a curated record. Gene Ontology annotation, biological process: endoplasmic reticulum to Golgi vesicle-mediated transport; vesicle fusion; intracellular protein transport. The transcript is spliced from 6 exons. Gene Ontology annotation, cellular component: endomembrane system; SNARE complex; Golgi membrane. The coding region runs from base 573 to 1595 and encodes 340 amino acids. Gene Ontology annotation, molecular function: SNAP receptor activity; SNARE binding. NCBI's taxonomy places the organism in Eukaryota, Viridiplantae, Streptophyta, Pinopsida, Cupressales, Cupressaceae.